This is a messenger RNA of Talaromyces marneffei, 1170 nucleotides long. RefSeq lists its product as uncharacterized. Gene Ontology annotation, biological process: DNA alkylation repair; base-excision repair; base-excision repair, AP site formation. The transcript is spliced from 3 exons. Gene Ontology annotation, cellular component: protein-DNA complex; nucleus. The coding region runs from base 1 to 1170 and encodes 389 amino acids. Gene Ontology annotation, molecular function: DNA-7-methylguanine glycosylase activity; DNA-3-methyladenine glycosylase activity; alkylated DNA binding. NCBI's taxonomy places the organism in Eukaryota, Fungi, Ascomycota, Eurotiomycetes, Eurotiales, Trichocomaceae. The record is from RefSeq and is a predicted model, not a curated record.
AUGGCACCAAGACGUUCAGCCAGGAUCAGCAAUGUAUCCAACCAAAAAUCUUCCGAGAUAUUGAAAUCAACUGCGAAGGACAACCCGAGCACAAGUAUAAGCAAAAGAAAGAAUAAAGCCAGCAAUGCAAAUGGUAUAACCAAGAAACCGAGAAAGUCGCCAAUUAGAAAGACGACCCAAAAGAACCAUGAGAAAGAUACUGCUGGCUCUGCUCCAGAUGAUGUCUUGACGACGCCGCAAACGCCACCCAGAAAGCAGCAAGAUAUCGCAUCACUAGCAGACAAUCUCAUAUUAACUCCGCCUCGACCUCCAAGACUUGAUCGACCCGUUGAACCUCACAGGACAAAUGCAACACUAGUCACACCACGAGGAACCUCACUCGUCGCCUACCCAUCCAUUGAAGACACCUCGCCCAGCAAAACAGGUCUACCACGACCUAUAGCCACAACAGGAACCCUGCUCGAAAAGGCACUUGAACACUUAGUUAGCGUUGAUGCCCGACUCAAACCCGUCAUUGACCAGCAUCAUUGCCACCUCUUUUCGCCGGAAGGGCUUGAAGAGAAAAUUGACCCCUUUGACAGUUUGGUUAGUAGUAUUAUUGGACAACAGGUCUCUGGUGCAGCGGCGCGGUCAAUCAAGAACAAAUUCUUGGAUUUAUUCGACAAUGAAAGUGACGACAUGCCAGCAGCUACAGAUGUGACAAAGACGAAAAGACUCUUCCCAACCCCCGCCCAAGUAGCGAAACUAGACAUCCCAACUCUCCGUACCGCAGGCCUCUCUCAACGCAAAGCAGAAUACAUCCAAGGCCUAGCCGAGAAAUUCGCCAAUGGCGAACUAUCGACCCAAAAGCUCCUCAGAGCCUCUGAUGAGGACGUUAUGGAGAUGCUCAUUGCCGUGCGCGGAUUAGGUCGUUGGUCCGUGGAGAUGUUUUCGUGCUUUGCGUUGAAGAGGACGGAUGUCUUUUCAACGGGGGAUUUGGGUGUACAACGAGGCUGCGCCGCUUUUGUCGGCAGAGACGUUAAUAAACUCAAAGCCAAAGGGGGUGGGAAAUUCAAGUACAUGUCUGAAAGUGACAUGUUGGAAUUGGCCGAGAAGUUUCGUCCAUAUAGGAGUCUAUUUAUGUGGUAUAUGUGGAGGGUGGAGGAGGUAGAUGUUACAGUUAUGAACUGA